AUGCCCUUCAACUCUGGGGUCUACAGCCAGGUGGAGGUUAAAGGAUAUAACUUGCAGACCAAGGAAAGAUGGCUCAUUUCCUGGGUCAUCUCCCUGGUAAAGACAGCACUGCCUCAUCCAGGCAGGUGCUCAGCCAGCCAUGCUCGAAGUCCCUUAAUGCCCUAUGACUGGUCAGCGGUCUCAGGGGGAAUUUACACAGCAAUUUUGAAUCUACUCCACACAUACUGUUAUUUAAACACUCACAAAAAACUAUUAUCUUCCCCCCACCCUCUACAAAGCAUCUCCAGGGCACAUAUUAUUGCAAGGCCUCUGUUUUCAUCCUUGCAACCAGUGUUCCAAGCUUACAGAGCUUAUCAUGUUUAUUAUAUAACAACAAGACAUAAGCCAAAACAACUUGGUGGGUUUUUAAACAUAGCAACAGCAGAAAUCUUUUCUGGGCUUAAGGAAGAGACACUUCAAAUGUCUACUAAUUUCAGCAAUUUUCUGGUCUAUGGGAUGAAAAGUCUAAAACGUUGUGAAGGUAUUUAAGUACACUUACAGAAAACCCACCGCUCCACCAUCAGACACCAUGACGCAAAGUGCUCCCUGGUUGGGAUUCACAGGCUGCCUCUCAAAGGAGUAUUGCCUGUGUGGUGAAUGCUCUUGGAGGAAAGAGAAGGGCACGAAACGGGGACCCUUCAAAGUUGGCACCGUGGUGUCACUCUGUGGCACAGGGCUUGUUCCUUCCUUUUGUUUCCUUUUCUAAUGGGGGGACCAUUAGCAGUUGUAUUCAGAUGA
Molecule: messenger RNA, 777 nt
Organism: Sapajus apella (tufted capuchin)
Lineage: Eukaryota; Metazoa; Chordata; Mammalia; Primates; Cebidae
Source: RefSeq, a predicted model, not a curated record